AUGCUUGGGAGUGGAAAUGAAAAAAUGUCUACACUACCUGGAUUGAAUCAGAUACAAUUUGAAGGGUUUUGUAGGUUCAUUGAUCGGCGCUUAACAGAAGGGCUUUUUAAGUUUCCAAAAAUUGAGGAUACAGAUCAAGAAAUUGAAUUUCAAUUAUUUGUAGAAACAUAUCAAUUAUUAGAACCCUUGAUAAACGAAAAAGAUGCUGUAUAUGAAUCACUUACAUAUUCUGCUGAAUUAUAUGUAUCCGCGGGAUUAAUUUGGAAAAGUAGUAGAGGCAUACAAAAACAAACCAUUUUUGUUGGAAACAUUCCUCUAAUGAAUUCUCUGGGAACUUCUAUAGUAAAUGGAAUAUACAGAAUUGUAAUCAAUCAAAUAUUGCAAAGUCCUGGUAUCUAUUACUGUUCAGAAUUGGACCCUAACGGAAUUUCGGUCUAUACUGGCACCAUAAUAUCAGACUGGGGGGGUAGAUUAGAAUUAGAGAUUGAUAGAAAAGCAAGGAUAUGGGCUCGUGUGAGUAGGAAACAGAAAAUAUCUAUUCUAGUUCUAUCAUCAGCUAUGGGUUCGAAUUUAAGCGAAAUUCUAGAAAAUGUAUGUUAUCCUGAAAUUUUCGUGUCUUUCCUAAAUGAUAAGGAUAAAAAAAAAAUUGGGUCAAAAGAAAAUGCCAUUUUGGAGUUUUAUCGACAAUUUGCUUGUGUUGGCGGAGAUCCAGUAUUUUCUGAAUCUUUAUGGAAAGAAUUACAAAAAAAAUUUUUUCAACAAAGAUGUGAAUUAGGAAGAAUUGGUCGACGAAAUAUGAACCAAAAGCUUAAUCUUGAUAUACCCCAGAACAUUACAUUUUUGUUACCACGAGAUAUAUUGACAGCUGCGGGUCAUUUAAUUGGUAUGAAAUUUGGAAUGGCUCUAUUUGACGAUAUAAAUCAUUUGAAAAAUAAACGUAUUCGUUCCGUAGCAGAUCUAUUACAAGAUCAAUUUGGAUUGGCCCUGGUUCGUUUAGAAAAUAUGAUGAGCAGGGGUAGCCUACACAACAUGGGUGAUUCUCUUUCCUUUCUCCACGUGGAACAAAAGAUUCUUUCCACCCAUUUUUUAUGA
Molecule: messenger RNA, 1092 nt
Organism: Sphenostylis stenocarpa
Lineage: Eukaryota; Viridiplantae; Streptophyta; Magnoliopsida; Fabales; Fabaceae
Source: the annotation of a GenBank genome assembly